CAGGCAAGCCGCAACUUGGCCUGUCGCCGCCACUAUGUACUACUACUACUCAGUACAAUGCUCCCACUCCGCCUGGUGCGCAGACAGUGUCCUCACACGCUCGCUUCGCGAACCGCAACUCAAAGCGGGCGACAGAGUCACCCUCCUCCACCCAAGGGUCAUGGGAUGCUGCUGGCUCUGUCUGCUUUCAAAUCCGUCUCGCAUUUGAGGAUUCAGCGGUCCCUGUCUGACUGUCGUAUUGUACAACCCCGGACCGACGCUAGCGUCCACGGGCUACCGACGGAACGAUCUCUCUGCACCGUCUCCUACAAAUGUGCCACGGCAGUCGAGUGCCCGCAGACGUCUGACCUUGGCCUAUCCACCGACCUCGGGAUUCCACAGGCACAACCACGGACGCGCUAGUACAAAUUUGAGCUUAUCGUCGCAAUGUCGCGCCCGCUUUCGUUCACCGCCACACGCGCUCUUGGCGUACCUCAGGAUGAAUUCGACGCUGCCGCUCAGAAGCCCAUCGUCGUCGUCACUGGUGGUUCUGGCAAGCUGGGUCGCGCCACCGUGGUCGACCUGCAGCAGCAUGGCUGGCAGGUCAUCAACAUGGACCGCGCGCCUCCGCCCAAGGAUGCGCCGCCGGACGUCAUCUACAUGUACGUUGACCUCGAGAGCAUGGGUCAGGUCAUGGAGAACCUGAUCGAAGUUGAUACGAAAUACAAAGCUCCAGUCGCUGUUGUGCAUCUCGCAGCUCUGCCCGCCCCCGGUAUGGCCGCCUCUUCGACGCAAUUCCAGCUGAACGUCAUGGCGACCUACAAUAUCCUAGAGGCGUCGCGCAAGCUCGGUAUCAAGAACCUCGUCCUCGCGUCCUCGGAGACGCUCCUCGGCCUCCCGUUUGCACCUUGGGUUCCGGAUUAUAUUCCUGUUGAUGAGAACUCACCGCGUCGUCCGGAGAGUGCGUACUCACUCAGCAAGCUCGUCGGAGAGGUGAUAGCAGAGGAAUACUGCCGGUGGGACCCUACGACAAAGGUCAUAUCGCUGCGUUUCUCCAACGUGCAAGCGUUGGAGGACUUCAAAGACUUCGACGGUUGGCAGCAUGAUCCAAAGCUCCGCAAGUGGAACUUGUUCGGGUAUAUUGACGCUCGCGACGGUGCCCAGGCGAUCCGCAAGGGCCUCGAAUCAAAGAUGACUGGACACCACCAGUAUCUCAUCGCGAACUCGAACACGACCAUGCGGAAACCCAACUCGGAAAUCGUACCGUUGUGUUUCCCGGGCGUUCCUUACACGCCGACCAAGGGUCCCAACGACACGUUGCUCAGUAUCGAGAAGGCUCGUAGGGAGCUCGGCUAUGAACCCCAGCACAACUGGUACUAGGCGUAAUCAUUAGGGGUAUGUACGAUGUCCGGACAAUGUAGUGGGGCCCGCGCCACAGACGUGUACAAAGACAUCACAUGAUCGUUCCCGUUUGUCAAAUUUUCGUAUGUCCGCCCUGCCCUAAACUCAACGCCUAUAAGAUCCUCACCUCGAC
Rhodofomes roseus is the source of this 1513-nucleotide messenger RNA. RefSeq lists its product as uncharacterized. The record is from RefSeq and is a predicted model, not a curated record. Lineage: Eukaryota; Fungi; Basidiomycota; Agaricomycetes; Polyporales; Fomitopsidaceae. The transcript is spliced from 7 exons. The coding region runs from base 427 to 1359 and encodes 310 amino acids.